AUGAUACUGGGAAGAAUAGGGGUACCCAAGAUCAUACCAACAUGUCUCAGGCCAAUACGUCAAUAUAUUUCACUUCCAACACCAUAUUUUAACAUACCCAAAACGAUAAGAAUAAUAGAACAGAAAAAGAAAGAACAGCUACGCAUAGAGAAUAAGUUACCUGUCAACACAGAUCAGAUAUUUGAUUUUAUAUCGUUGAAUCAAAAUCAAAAGGAACAUAUAAAGAUUUCUAAUAGAAUAAAAGACGCUAAAUCAUUUUUAGGUGAUGAAUAUAAAUUGAAUGAUGAGCUGAUCACUCUUUGUUUAAGACCAAGAUCAGAAAGACAAGUUCAAAUAUCUUUAGAUGAAUCAAGUGAAAGAACACUUGUAUGUGCUUCAAAUUUUGAGCUUGUGGGUAAAAGGUUAGUAGAUCUUCAGAAGACCUUACUUAUUUUGGAAUUACAACUAGAAGAUAAACAAGGUAAUAUAAAUGGAUUAAAUAUUGACAGGCUUGAAGAAAAAAUCCAAACAAUAAUGUUCUCAAGUUAUGUAAAGAAAAAGUUUAUCAAAAGAACCAUAUUGCCAAAGAUAAUUACAGCUCAUCAAGGUGCUUUAAUGAAACAGAGAAGAGCUUUAGCUCUUAGUUCCCUUUAUACAAUGAUUGGAUGUAUAUCAUUUAGUAAAGGUGAGAGAAAAGCUAUAAAAUUCAUCAAAGAUAAAGUACUACGCGGUGAUGAUGGUAUUAUGCAAUUAUCAAUUAAUGAAAUUAACAAAUGA
This is a messenger RNA of Hansenula ciferrii, 756 nucleotides long. RefSeq lists its product as uncharacterized. The record is from RefSeq and is a predicted model, not a curated record. The coding region runs from base 1 to 756 and encodes 251 amino acids. Lineage: Eukaryota; Fungi; Ascomycota; Saccharomycetes; Phaffomycetales; Wickerhamomycetaceae. The transcript has a single exon.